Molecule: messenger RNA, 594 nt
Organism: Necator americanus (New World hookworm)
Lineage: Eukaryota; Metazoa; Nematoda; Chromadorea; Rhabditida; Ancylostomatidae
Exons: 2
Coding region: 1-594 (197 amino acids)
Biological process (GO): double-strand break repair via nonhomologous end joining; DNA double-strand break processing; mitotic DNA integrity checkpoint signaling
Cellular component (GO): nucleus; site of double-strand break; condensed chromosome
Molecular function (GO): single-stranded DNA endonuclease activity; histone H3K36 methyltransferase activity; single-stranded DNA binding
Source: RefSeq, a predicted model, not a curated record
AUGGUGGAACAUUCCACCCAUAUUCGAGACGUACUCCUUUACGAGUUCGAAUCUGGCCACCCCGUUACUGAAGCCCAUCGAAACUUAAGUCAAGUAUUCGGCACUGAAGCCCAUUCUGAGCGGUCUGUGCGCGCCUGGUUCCAGCGCUUCAAAGCCGGAAACAAGAGACUCGAAGAUGAGCUUCGCUCUGGUCGACCGACUGCAAAAUCGUUCGAUGAACUGAAGAAUCUGGUGGAGCAGCAUCCAUAUGAAGGUAUGCGGUAUUUUGCUGCCAGUCUUGGCUGUUCGGUGUCCACCGUGAGCAAUGGACUGCGAUUUCUCGGAAUGGUAAAAAGCUCGCUGCUCUCCAGAAGCCGCAUAAUCGACUGGCUGGACACCAUUGUCACUGGAGAUGAAAAAUGGAUCAUCUGCAUCAACCACAGCCGCAAACGUGCGUGGUGGGCUGGCGAUGAAAUGCCGGAUCUACAGUUUCGAACUGCUGCCGGACAACACGACGGUUACUGCCGAGGUCUACUGCGCUCAACUGCAAAGACUGGCCGACAAGAUCCGCAAAGAGCACCCGAAGCUCGACAACGUUCGCCUGCUGCACGAUAA